AGAGCGUGGGUUUCAGCGAGUUCUACAUGCCAGCUUCUAAGGUUCUUGAUUUUCCAAUCCCAGAAGACAGUGCAUGAAGCCAGGGGACAUCAGCUAUGCACCAAACAACUUGGCCUCAGGAGUUGGUGACCUUUGAGGACGUGGCUGUGUACUUUACCCAGAAUCAGUGGGCCAUCCUAGAUCCUGCACAGAGAGCUUUGUACAGGGAGGUGAUGCUGGAGAAUUAUGCAAAUGUGGCUUCCCUGGUAGUAUUUCCAUUCCCCAGACCUGUUCUGAUCUCCCAGCUAGAAAGAUGGGAAGCACCAUGGGGCCCAGAUCCCUGGGAAACAGAGGUUUUAAGAGGCAUCUGUUUAGGUGGUGAGUCCUGGAUCAAGAACGAAGAGCCAAUUAUAAUGCAGGAAAUCUCUGAAGAAACAGAGUUGCCAGUAGAAGGACUCCUCAGAAAUGUUUCUCAGCACUGUGAUUUUAAAAGUAAGGCAACAAAACAGACUUUCAGUCCAAAUCCAAAUAUGAUACUUCGAGGUGGAAUGAAGUUCUACGAAUGUAAAGAAUGUGGGAAAAUCUUCAGAUACAACUCCAAACUUACUCGACAUCAGAUGAGUCAUACUGGGGAAAAGCCCUUUAAGUGUAAGGAAUGUGGCAAAGCUUUCAAGUCCAGCUAUGACUGUAUUGUCCAUGAGAAAAAUCAUAUUGGAGAAGGGCCUUAUGAAUGUAAAGUGUGUGGCAAAGGUUUAAGUUCCAACACAGCCUUGACCCAACACCAAAGGAUCCACACUGGAGAGAAACCCUAUGAAUGUAAGGAGUGUGGGAAGGCUUUCCGUAGAAGUGCAGCAUAUCUUCAGCAUCAGAGAUUACACACUGGGGAGAAACUCUAUAAAUGUAAGGAAUGUUGGAAAGCUUUUGGGUGUCGAUCACUUUUUAUUGUCCAUCAGAGAAUUCAUACUGGGGAGAAACCUUACCAAUGUAAGGAGUGUGGCAAGGCAUUCACUCAGAAAAUAGCCUCUAUUCAGCAUCAGAGAGUUCACACCGGCGAGAAGCCUUAUGAAUGUAAGGUAUGUGGGAAAGCCUUCAAAUGGUAUGGAAGCUUUGUGCAGCAUCAGAAAUUGCACCCUGUGGAGAAGAAGCCUGUCAAGGUGCUUGGGCCAUCCCCAGUCGGUCCCCAGGGUCCCUCUCCAGCCUUGUCUCCUGUUUCUCUGCAGAAUUCAUCCUCUGCACCAGCUAUGGCAGUGCCUUCUUUGGCUUUUCCACGUACUGUACUCAUUCCUACCUCAGGGCCUUUGUUCAUGCUGCUUCCCACAUCCGGAAUACCUUCAUCACCUGUUCAAAUAGUACGUGUCUUCCAGGGUCUUACUCCCAUUGUGAAACCUUCCUCAGUUACUCUGACCCCUGCUUUUCACUCCUCAUGAGGUUAGUGUUGGAAUUCCUAUGGCUUUUAUGCCCAGCAAGUCUCCAACCCAAAUU
Orycteropus afer afer is the source of this 1461-nucleotide messenger RNA. Its product is annotated as zinc finger protein 621. Gene Ontology annotation, molecular function: DNA-binding transcription factor activity; RNA polymerase II cis-regulatory region sequence-specific DNA binding. Gene Ontology annotation, biological process: regulation of transcription by RNA polymerase II. The record is from RefSeq and is a predicted model, not a curated record. NCBI's taxonomy places the organism in Eukaryota, Metazoa, Chordata, Mammalia, Tubulidentata, Orycteropodidae.